CACAACUUAUUAUUCUUUGCUCUCGAGGAGGAGACACACACACACACUCUGAGAGGAAUACGGUAAAAUUCACCUUCACACCAAAACAACCACGUCCACUGAAAGUACAGCUGCAAGAGGGAACACUGGGAACACUGGGAUUACUGGAAUACUUGAAUUUUAACCUCCUGCAGACUCCACGUCAUGAACUGGAAGAGCCACGGCUCAAAGUGAAAGUAACUUUUAAGGAAGCUUCUAGACUGACUGACUUUGCUGUUUGCCGUGGUCACAGUUUCACUCAGCGACAAAAUGUCCUCCGGAUCAGAAGAAGAUCUGUCCUGUCCCAUCUGCCAUGACAUCUUUAAAGAGCCUGUUGUUCUGUCAUGUAGCCACAGCUUCUGUAAAGACUGUGUGCAGAGAUGGUGGAGAGAGAAAGAAACACGUGAGUGCCCUUUCUGUAAGAGAAGAUCAUCAAAGAGUGAUCCUCCUCGUAACCUGUCGUUAAAGAACCUGUGUGAGACCUUCUUACAGGAGAGGGAGAGGAGAGCUUCAGCAGGGUCUGAGCCUCUCUGCAGUCUGCACUCUGAGAAACUCAAACUCUUCUGUCUGGACCAUCAGGAGCCGGUGUGUGUUGUCUGUCGAGAUUCCAAAAAACACACUAACCACAGUUUCAGUCCCAUCGAUGAAGCAGCACACGAUCACAAAGAGAAACUCCAGAAAUCGCUGAAGCCUUUACAAGAGAAACUGAAGCUCUUUGAAGAAGUUAAAGGAAACUGUGAUCAAACAGCAGAACACAUUAAGGUCCAGGCCCAACACGCAGAGAGGGAGAUUAAGGAGCAGUUUAAGAAGCUUCACCAGUUUCUACAAGAGGAAGAGGAGGCCAGGAUCACUGCUCUGAGGGAGGAAGAGGAGCAGAAGAGGCAGAUGAUGAAGAAGAAGACUGAGGCUCUGAGCAGAGAGAUAGCAGCUCUGUCAAACACAAUCAGAGCCACACAAAAGGAUCUGAGAGCUGAAGACGUCUCAUUCCUGCAGAACUACAAGGCUGCAGUCAAAAGAGUCCAGCAGCGUCCCCUGCUGGAUGAUCCAGAGCUGGUCUCAGGAGCUCUGAUAGAUGUGACCAAACACCUGGGCAACCUGACCUUCAACAUCUGGCGCAAGAUGAAGGAGAUGGUCUCCUACACUCCUGUGAUUCUGGAUCCAAACACCGCCGACCCAGAACUCUUCGUAUCUGAAGAUCUGACCAGCGUGAGAUCUGGACAGCGACAACAGUCUCCAAAAAACCCAGAGAGAACCAAAUUCUCCUGCUCCGUUCUCGGCUCUGAAGGUUUUAACUCAGGGACUCACAGUUGGGACGUUGACACUGGAGGCAACAAGGACUGGGAACUGGGCGUGUUGGGAGAGCACAUCAAGGUGAAAGAACGCCAACAGCCUGGAUUGUGGAGAAUUAUGUUCUCCAACGGGAAAUACACAGCAUUCUCCACGUCAGGCUCAGAGAACGAUCUGGCACUGAAGAAGAAUCUGCAGAGGAUCAGAGUUCAUCUGGACUUUGCCAAGGGACAGCUGCUGUUCUCUGAUCUUGACACUAACACACACAUUCACACUUUCAAACACACUUUCACUGACACUCUGUUUCCAUACAUUUACACUGAGAAUCACGUCCCACUGAAGAUUCUACCAGUGAAGGUUUGUGUGAUGAUGGAAAAGCGUCAUAAAUAGAUUAUUAUGAUAGGGUUGGACAACUUGACAAUAUUAACCAUGAGAUUAAAUUUACCAAACUCCCUUCUCUAACUGUGGGCAAAGCUGGGUUUACAGGAUUGUGGAAUGAGGUGCGCUGAUUUUACUUGAUUAUUACAUUUUAUUUUGUCUAUAGCUUGGAUACAGAUAAAAAUGAUGGAAGUUUUUCUCAGAACCUUACAGUGACGUAUAUGGCCAUGUUUUUCAGCAAAAUCCUCCUCUGAUGAAUCAAGACGAUGAAUGCUGAUUAUGAACAAAAUGGUUCUCAUACUAUUUAUUACACACACACACACACACACAUAUAUACAUAUAUAUAUAGCGAUGACAAGCGAUGGGCAGGCAGAAAGGUGUAGUACUUAAAAAUAUAUGUUAACAGUAUGAAUUUAUGAACUGAUGAAAUGAAAUGAUUUUCUAUCAUAGAAACUAGAUCUAUAUCAUUUUUUGAUUUUUCUAAGAUUUAUCUUUGGAUUGUUCUGAUUGUGUGACCAAUAAAAAUUGAGUUAAAAGAACAGUU
This is a messenger RNA of Toxotes jaculatrix (banded archerfish), 2227 nucleotides long. Its product is annotated as E3 ubiquitin-protein ligase TRIM35-like. The transcript has a single exon. Lineage: Eukaryota; Metazoa; Chordata; Actinopteri; Toxotidae. Bases 289 to 1695 code for a protein of 468 amino acids. Gene Ontology annotation, molecular function: protein binding; zinc ion binding. The record is from RefSeq and is a predicted model, not a curated record.